UCAGUCCAGUGGUUGGUGUCCGUAAGGGAAGUGUUAUAGGGGUGUACCUGCAAAAUUUUAGACCAUUACCAGUCAUUGGAGACAAACCAGGUGAAACUGAUAUCAAUGAUGUACCUAUUGGUGCUUGUGUUACAAUGGGAUCAGCUAGCACUUCAAUGCUUACUUGUACUGGAAGUAACCAACCUAGUUAUGUGAUACAUGCUGAAGCUGAUAUCAAUGAAGUUGACUGUGGUACUCCACCUACUGUUAGUAAUGCAAUGAAAACUCAAUUGGAUGGUGACACACAGUAUGGAGCUAGAGUCCGAUACAACUGCAAUACUGGAUAUAAUAUUAAUGGGAAUGAUAUUAUAUCAUGCCUACUGAAUGGAUCAUGGUCUUUACCAACUCCAUCUUGUUCAUUAGUAAACUGUAGUAAUCCUGGUGAACCAGCUAAUGGAUAUACUAAUGAUAAUGUAUUCACUUAUCAGUCUACAGUACAGUAUCAUUGUAAUGAAGGAUAUCAACUAUCAGGUGACUCAUCUAUUGAAUGUACAGCUAAUAGUAAUUGGAACAAUACAUUACCAAACUGUGCAUUAAUUAAUUGCACUAAUCCUGGUACACCCACCAAUGGAGCAAGGACUGGAGUGAAUUUCUUUUACAAUUCAACAGUUUCUUACAGUUGCAAAACUGGAUACAAUUUAACAGGAGCUGCCUCUAUUACUUGUAAUGCUACUGGCCUGUGGAGUGCACCAGCACCUUCCUGUCCUCCAGUUAAUUGUGGUGAUCCUGGUACACCUGAUGAUGGAAGCAAAAGCAGCAAUGUAUAUACUUAUAACUCAGUUGUCUCCUUCCAGUGUAAUUCUGGAUACUCCUUAUCUGGAUCAGUCUCUCUCAUUUGUCUCUCCAAUGGUUCAUGGAAUGGAUCAGUUCCUUCAUGUUUAGCUGGUUGUUCUGAUCCUGGAGUACCUGAGAAUGGACAACGCCAGAGUGAAACUUUUUCUAUUGAUUCUGCAGUUUCGUUUACUUGUGAUACUGGCUAUACAUUAACUGGCUCAAAUUCUCUCCUUUGUUUAGCUGGAGGCUCAUGGAAUGAUACAGCACCUACCUGUAAUCCAGUUAGUUGUGGUGAUCCUGGUACUCCUACUAAUGGAACUAGAAAUGGAACAGUUUUUACUUUCAAUUCUACAGUAUUGUAUUCAUGUGAUACUGGAUAUACUAUAACAGGAGCUCCCUUUCUCACUUGUCUAUCCAAUGGUUCAUGGAAUGCAUCAGUUCCUUCAUGUGAUAUUGUUAAUUGUGAUGAUCCAGGUGAACCUACUAAUGGGAUGCUUCAAGGAGGAGCUUUUACAUACAAUUCAGUAGUAACUUACAAUUGUUCUGUUGGGUAUAGUUUAACUGGAGCUGUCUCUCUCACUUGUUUAGCUGAUGGUACAUGGAAUGAAUCAGUACCUUCCUGUGAUAUUGUUAAA
Messenger RNA from Amphimedon queenslandica, 1448 nucleotides. Its product is annotated as CUB and sushi domain-containing protein 1-like. The annotation marks the transcript as partial. Lineage: Eukaryota; Metazoa; Porifera; Demospongiae; Haplosclerida; Niphatidae. The transcript is spliced from 2 exons. The record is from RefSeq and is a predicted model, not a curated record.